GUGUGUGUGUGUGUGUGUGUGUGUGUGUGAGAGAAUGACAUGCCAGUGAAGUGUUUCCAAUCCUUAAGAUUGGAAAUGCGCCUUAACAAUGCUGACAAUUUAACACCAUUAUAGCCUUGGAUCUACAAAAGACUAAUGAUGAAGCACAAUAACACUCUUUCAGUGCCAAUGUGCACCAUUGACAUCAUAUCUUCUCUGGGGAUACAUUUGGCCUGAAAAAAAACGUAUAUUAAACCUUUACUGUGAUAAUACUACAGUAGUCUAAUGAGUGUAAAACUGAGCGUCUGAUGGUUAGACUUAUUUUUUGUUUAGGUCUCAACAAGAAUUUGAGAAAGCAAAAUGACUUAUUAGUAUUACUGAUUAGUGAAGUACAUUAAAGUCAUGUGAAUUGUCUCGUUUCCUGUUUAAUUUGUGCCGCGUGUACCUGGUGGACCUUAACCGGGGCGGUGCUGCCCUUUGGGCCGGGUUGUUGAUUGACAAAACGAGCUCGACAGUUAGACAUCCAACAGGGUUUCCCUCGGCGGGGCGAGACGGAGUGAGCAGCACGCAGAGGAACAGAGCGGCAGAAGAUGGAGGCACUGGGGAGGUGGAGGGCGGACUGGAGGUAUCCCACCGCUCUGCUGUGCGUUUACGGAUUCUUCAGCACAGUUAAACCCCUGGAGCCUUUCCUUACCCUAUAUUUGACAGGACCAGACAAGAAUCUGACAACAGAGCAGGUCAACAACCAGAUCUUCCCGGUGUGGACGUACUCUUACCUCUGCGUGCUGGUGCCGGUGUUCCUGCUGACCGACUGGCUGCGUUACAAGCCCGUGGUGGUGUUCCAGGGCGCCACCCUCUUCAUCACCACAGCGACGCUCCUGUGGCUGAAGAGCGUGGCGGCCAUGCAGGCCAUGCAGUUCUUCUACGGGGUGGUGAUGGCCAGCGAGGUGGCCUACUUCUCCUACAUCUACAGUGUGGUGGAUUUAGAGAGGUAUCGGAAGGCCACCUCCUACAGCCGCAGUGUCCAGCUGCUGGGGUACACAGUGGGCUCGGUGCUGGGCCAGCUGCUGGUCAGCUUGGACCUCAUGUCCUUCAACAACAUCCUGGUGCUCACUCUGGCUCUCACGGCCGUGGCUCUUCUCGCGUCCUGCCUCCUGCCGAUGCCGCGCCGGAGCAUGUUCUUUCACCGCGGGAAGAACACGGCAAAGGCGGGAACAGAGGGCCGCGACGGUGGGACCGGAGGCAUGAGGCCGGGACUGGAGGAGCACGGGCCGGCGGCGGAGGACCUCGAGGAGCCAGGUGGCGAAAGGAGAGGCAGCCGAGUGCUCCUUCAGCUGUGGAGGGACUUCCGCCAGUGCUACUCCUCCAGACGGCUGCUCUACUGGUCAGUGUGGUGGGCGAUGGCCACAUGCGGCUACAACCAGACGACCAACUACGUCCAGGUGCUGUGGGAGCACGUGCAUCCGUCUCAGAACUUCAGCGUCUACAAUGGAGGCGUGGAGGCAGUGUCCAACCUGUUGGGUGCAGCAACAGCUUACGGUAUUGGCUUCACCGAGGUGAGAUGGGAGCAGUGGGGGGAGCUGGCCCUGGGGGGCUUCUCUGGACUCGGGGCAGGAGCACUCUUCCUCAUGACCUUCACGGGAAACAUCUGGGUCUGCUACACUGGUUAUGUCGUUUUCAAGUGCCUGCACAUGCUUUUGAUAACAAUAGCCAUGUACCAGAUAGCGGCUGACCUGUCCAUGGAGCGAUACGCCCUGGUCUUUGGCGCCAACAACUUCGGCGCGUUGGCUCUUCAGACGCUCAUCACGUCCGUGGUGGUGGACAGCGGAGGACUGGGCCUGGGCAUCAUUCCUCAGUUCACCGUAUACGCCAGCUACUUCUCCGUCAUAGCGGUUGUCUUUUCACUUCGCGGAUUGUUUACGAUUUGGAGAAGCAACAAGUCCCACGAGUCCACCUCUCCAGUCAAAGAAGAACCUCCAGACUCUGAGGAACACCGGUUCUGAAUACGAGGACUACCAGCUGAGAUCAUCACUUGUGUUUUUGUUUCCAAAUUAAAAAGCUUCAAAAUUACUGACUGCCACACUAUGAAUAUAAAUCUUUUUUUUUAAUAUAUACAAAACAAAUAUACAAUAUUCUCCAUACAUCAAUAUAAA
Gasterosteus aculeatus aculeatus (three-spined stickleback) is the source of this 2132-nucleotide messenger RNA. RefSeq names its product solute carrier family 19 member 3a (gene slc19a3a). Gene Ontology annotation, cellular component: plasma membrane. Lineage: Eukaryota; Metazoa; Chordata; Actinopteri; Perciformes; Gasterosteidae. Gene Ontology annotation, molecular function: vitamin transmembrane transporter activity. Gene Ontology annotation, biological process: transmembrane transport; vitamin transport. The record is from RefSeq and is a predicted model, not a curated record.